Camelina sativa (false flax) is the source of this 982-nucleotide messenger RNA. RefSeq lists its product as uncharacterized. NCBI's taxonomy places the organism in Eukaryota, Viridiplantae, Streptophyta, Magnoliopsida, Brassicales, Brassicaceae. The record is from RefSeq and is a predicted model, not a curated record.
ACUCGAAAGUUGUCUUACAAAAGCAUCAUAUCUGGAGUCCUUUUGAUGCAGCGCUCAUGGGCAAACCUGAGAAGAAGAGAACAUGCUCUUCUUCUACUUCAUAUGUUCUUCGCUGUUUCGGGGUUUCUCGGAAAAUUUACUCAGACAAACGAACUGUAGACGCAGGCCAAGAGAAGAAAAAGAAGACGAGAACUCGUAGUUGGUUUCGUUUGAAGGAAGACGAGAUCACACUGACGCCAAUAUGCGAGAGGUCGGAGAAACAAAACUCGAUUGUUAAAGACGAUAAGCAAAAUCUGUUCCGUGUGAUACGUCAUGUUACUGAUCGGAAGUAUAUUGCGACUAGUGGUUAUAAGGAAAUUGAUCACGAGAGUAACGAGAAAGACACGAACGAACGAAGAGACAUAAACCCUGAUCCGUUGAGUGUCUCUGGUUACCACAUGAGUCAUGAACAAGUCUAUGGCGGGAAACUCGACUCGUUUAAAACCGUUGGGCCAAGGUCGAAGCCGAGAGUACUAAGGGAGAAGUCGUCACGGGUCAGGAAAGAAUCAAGGGUGGGUAAUUUCGACCCGAUAAUUGGGAUAUCAAUCAUAAUGCUAACGUUAAUGAUAAUGUUGAUGUGGGGACGUGUGUGUGCGAUUCUUUGUACAUCCACUUGGUGUUAUUUUCUCCCUCGUAUCAGAGAAGCUGCGACUGCGGUUGGUGUGGCCAAACGCAAACGCAGUGGUAGCGGUAAAGCUGAAAGCAGAUUGUUUCCAGGUGACGUGGAUUUGAGUUCUGAGGCUCACAAGAAAAAGGUCGUUUUGGAAGGAUUUCUUGUUCGGCAACACCGUGUUUCGCUCUAAAGACUGUUUCAAGUUUUUGAAUGUUUUUCUUUUCGUUCUCAAAUUUUAUGUGUGUAGUAGUGUCUUCUUUAUAUGUUUGGUCGUAUCACACGAUUGUCAUUGUUCGUUCGUUCGUUCAUGCGUGCACAUGUAUACAGGAA